Messenger RNA from Brassicogethes aeneus, 616 nucleotides. NCBI's taxonomy places the organism in Eukaryota, Metazoa, Arthropoda, Insecta, Coleoptera, Nitidulidae. The record is from the annotation of a GenBank genome assembly.
AUAAAAUGAUUAUAAAUUACUGUAAUUAAAAAAAAAUGUAUGCGGUGUUUUAUGGUUUUUGCUGUUGGUAGCAACGACAUAACCUCACUUUAAAACGUCAAGCGGGCGUCAACAAAACCGUAAACAAAUUUAUGCUGAAUUAUGGCAGAUAGAUUGACUCAGCUGCAAGACUGUAUAAACCAGCAAGCGGAACAUUUUUGUAACAGCAUUGGUAUCCUUCAACAAUUCGCUCCUCCCAGUAAAUUCCCGAAUUUCGAUAGGAGUGGGUCUCAGACUCCACAGCAGCAGCAAAGUCAGGAAGACUAUGUUCAGUUGUUUACUACGCUGAUAGCAAGAUGCGCAAAAGAUAUCGAUACACUUAUAGAUUCUUUGCCGAGUGAGGAGAACUCCACAGAACUACAAUUGGCUAGCUUGCAAAAAUUAGAACAGGAGAACCAGAUAGCAGCAGAAAGGCUCGAAGCCGUAGUUCGAAAAGGACAAGAUUUGCUAGAGCAAAUACAAUCUUCGUUGAGUGAUAUUGCGCAAGCGCAGUUAGACAUGCAGCAUCUCACCAAAGGGGGCGCUAGUGUCGCCAAGGAGUAUUAAUGUUUUUAGGGGUUGAAUAAUAAAUGUGAUA